Molecule: messenger RNA, 6095 nt
Organism: Aricia agestis (brown argus)
Lineage: Eukaryota; Metazoa; Arthropoda; Insecta; Lepidoptera; Lycaenidae
Product: ras GTPase-activating-like protein IQGAP1
Exons: 14
Coding region: 301-5208 (1635 amino acids)
Biological process (GO): regulation of GTPase activity; regulation of actin cytoskeleton organization
Cellular component (GO): cytoplasm
Molecular function (GO): calmodulin binding; GTPase activator activity; actin filament binding
Source: RefSeq, a predicted model, not a curated record
CCAACUUGUAAAACCGUUUAUUUGAACUUUGUAAUUGCUUUGUAAAGUAAGUUUUUGUAGAAAAUAAUAAUACGAGUAUUAAUAAUUAUUUAAAUGUAAUUACUAUGUACCGCUUGUCGUGUUUAUUCACCAAUGAUUAUAGUGUUAGUGCCGAGAUACGUGUUUUGUUCAAAAUUGAUAUAGUUGUGAAUUUGUGACAAACCGUAGUAAACGCUGUAUGAGCUUCCUUGUAACGGCUCUCAUUUAACUUUUAUAUCGAAUGAUUCCAUAAAACAUUUACCUUGUGGAAAAGUAAUAACCAUGGGGAAAGACGGCGAGGAAAUAUUAAUCGGUCGAAUUGACGAUUGCGACUCAGAUGUUCGCAAGACGGCUCAGGAAAUGGAUAUAAUUAGGCAUAGAACAAUAGCAUAUGAAUAUUUAUGUCGCUUGGAAGAAGCAAAGACAUGGAUGGAGGCAUGUCUUAAUGAGGAAUUGCCACCUGUGAUCGAAUUUGAGGAGAGCUUACGAAAUGGUGUUUAUUUGGCGAAAUUAGGACACUUUAUUGCACCAGACUUAUUACCACUCAAUAAAAUAUAUGAUAUUGAUCAAAAACGUUUUAAGUUCAUGGGCUUGCAAUUUAAACAUACCGAUAAUAUUAACAUGUUUCUACAAGUUUUAAAGAGGACUGAGUUACCUUGUACUUUCCAACCUGAAACUACUGACAUUUAUGAUAAUAAAAAUAUGCCAAGAGUAAUUUACUGUUUACAUGCCUUGAGCUCCCAUUUAUUUAAACUUGGAAAAGCACCAUUAAUUCGAGAUGUCUUUGGCAAAGCUGUUUUUACAGAUGAAGAAUUGGAUUCAAUAACAAAGGAUUUGCAAAAGUGCAAGCAUCCCCUUCCAGCAUUUCAAAAGAUUGGUGGACUCUUGUCCAAUAAUAGUGACAAUGAUAAAAAUGCUGUACAAACUGCUCUAAUUGAGCUGAACAAUAUGCUGGACACAGAAAAAUCCAUCACACCUGCCCUUUUGAAUCCCAAAUUGAAAAUAAAAUACCUUCAAAAUUACUUAAUGGAUGAAUAUAAAGCUGCACUGAAAAAAGCUAAAUGUCAAAAGGAAGAAGUGGCCCAUAACCAUUCUAUGAAUGACAGCUACGUACCUGAUGAAUAUGAUGAUAUACUUACACUUGCAGAAGUCCAGGGGCACAUUACUGCCACUAAUUACAAAUACUUUUGGAAAUCACUCUGUACAGCUUCUAAAAAUAAUGACACAAGCAAAUUGCAAAAAAUAUUCAAUGAAGACUGCAUAAAGAUAAAAAAUUACAAUCCUAAUAAUUUAGAUUUCUACUGUGAUGUUAUUCAAGACAUCCUGAAAAAUUGCAAAGACAUUGACAUUGAUAAUAUAGGAAAUUGGCAAAAGAUUUUUCAGAAUAUCAUCAAUGAUGGGAAUUUGAAAGCGGCUGACCAUAAUGAUCACAAGAAAGCUAUAGCACUGGUGAAUGAGGCAUUGGAUGUAGGGACUCCGGAUGAUCUCUUCAACGCAUUGACUAGUCCUCAGUUGGGACUGAAUUUUAGGAUCGACGAAUUUGCUGCACCGCUUCUAUUUGAAGAAAUGAGAUUGGAGAAGUGUGAGCUAGACAAAAAUCUAAAUGAGAGUGAGAUAGCUUCAACUGCUUUAUCUCUUAUGAAUAUAGCAGCAGUAUCGGAAGCAGUCGAACGUGGCGACGAGAUGGCGGUAUGGAAGGCAUUAAAUGCUAAGAAAAUUCAGUUGACAGGACUCCGAGCUCACUGCCGCCGCCGCUACUUCUCAGCUCUGGUGUCUGCAAUGCAAGUAAAAGUGAGAGAAGGGUGUGAAUGCACCUUACUAACACUUGAAGAUAUUAGAGACACUGUGGACAUGGUUAAUAUGAAAGAUGAUGAUAAUGAUGAACUUGUAGAAGUUAUAGAUAAUAUCAACAAGGCAGUGACUGAUGGGGAAGUUAACUCUCUAAUAACGUUAUUAAAGAAUCCUUGUUUAAAAUUACCUAUGGCACUGCAUAAAGAAGAAUAUCAUUUGUAUAUGAGAACAUUGAAGAAAGUUUUGCAGCAAAAGGAGUCACAAAAUCUUUGGUACGAAGAUAUAAUCAAUGCAAUAAAAGAUGUCAACAUUGAGUCAUCAAAGGCAAAGGAACUAACCGACAUAAUUGUUCAAUUAAAUUCUUCUAUACUCAAAAAUGACACAAAAGGAUUUUGGGAUGCACUAUCAUCUUCUGCUCUCUCUGAAUCUGCUUUCAUAGACAGCUCCUGUAAGGAUGUAUAUUUUCAAAUGUUCUCAAGAGCACUAAAGAAAAAGGGGCAUCAUAUUUGCCCAUGGAUUGUAUGUCACACUGAUGCUGGCAACACUUUGUAUAUUGAUGUAGAGUCCUACUCCUACAGUUGGACUACACCAAAGGACUUUGUUCCGUAUGCUCGCUAUUUAACCAAAAAGGAUAUAAAUGUUGUCAUUGAGAAAACAAAUAAACACCACAUUAAUGCUUAUAAACAGAAGUUAUUCGAGAAAUCUGUCACAGUAUUCCAAGCACAUUGUAGGGGAUACCUGCUAAGAAAAUUAUUUAGCCGGCAUCAGUAUUUACAAGCUAAUGAGAAGUAUGUCGUUAAAAUUCAAUCGUGGUGGCGUAAAAUUCUGGUGAAAAGAAAAUAUAGCACACUCAUCAAAAUGAAAGCUAUUGAAGCCAAACUAAAACGAGAGAGGAAACAGAAUCCCAUGGUCUGGUAUAAAGUACAGGAGCAUAAGAUUAUAAAAAUUCAAGCGCUCUGGAGAGGAAGACGUGCGCGCAACGCUUUCACGUCCUUAAUCCAUUCUCCCAAUCCACCUCUUAAGAUUGUUAAAAAGUUUAUUCCCAUGCUUGACUUUUCCACCGAAGAUUACGAUAGAGAAAUAGAACUGCAAUCCCUUAAAUCUGAGGUGGUCCAGUCUAUUCGAAAAAAUCAGGAGCUGUCCAAACAAAUCGAUAACAUGGAUUUGAAAAUUGGAUUGCUCGUUCAAAAUCGGAUAGCCUUACAGGACGUCGCCGCUCAUGGCUUAAAAUUAAAUAAUUUGGUAAAACAUAACUCAAUGACGAAUUUAGUUUUAAAUCGCGAUGGAAAAGGGCCUCUGAUGACUGUAACCACAGCUGUAAAGGGCUUAAAAUCCUUAACCAAAGAGAGCAAACGACUGCUAGAUGGAUACCAGCAUCUGUUUUACGAAUUGCAGACCAAUCCUACAUACCUUUCCAAACUAUUAUUUUGCAUCCCACAGAACAAGACUAAUUCGUUCCUUCAAAACGUAGUGCUGAGUCUCUACAAUUUUGGAGCUUACGCCCGAGACGAGUAUUUACUGUUAAAAUUGUUCAGGUUUACCUUAGAAGAGGAAAUAAGUUGUAAAGUUUCAAAGCCUUUCGAUAUCAUUUCAUCUACUCCUCUCGUUUUGAAAAUGGCUGUGAGUCUAACAAGACAGUUGUCAGGAUUAAACAGUCUUCAGACUAUUAUCGGGCCAUUGGUUGAAAAGAUUUUAAAGGACAAAGAAUUAAAUAUAGAGACUGGACCUGUCGAAAUUUAUAAGGCCUGGAGGAAUGAAACUGAAAUGAAAACUGGCCAAAUAUCGAAUUUACCAUAUUCAGUAACAGUGGAGGAAGCUUUACAAUAUCCUGAGGUAAAAUCAAGAUUGGAGAAGGCAUUGUCUCAAUUAAAGUCAGUGGUGAUCAUGUUCCUGGAUAAAAUUACGAAUUCAAUUGAACUGAUACCAUUUUGUAUAACAUACAUGGCGCGAGUGUUACACCGUUGUCUCACAUCGAAGUUUCCUUAUACACCAGAAAAAGAUGUCUUGAAGGUUAUUGGUAACCUGGUAUACUAUCAGUUCCUUAACGCGGCGAUAGUGGCGCCUGACGCUUUUCACAUCAUCAACAUGGCAAACGGAGCCAGCCUCACAACAGAUCAACGGAAGAAUCUCGCUUCUGUCGCCAAAAUUUUACACUUCUCAGCUGCAAAGAAAGGAUUUGGUGAAGAAUCGAGUCACCUUCGCUGUCUCAAUCCCUUCAUCAUUGAAUGCCAUGAGAAGAUGAAGGAGCUAUUCAGCAAGUGCUGCCGAGGGCCUACGCUUGAGGAAUAUUUCGCCGUCGACGAGUAUACUGAAGCAACGCUGCUGGACCACCCGCAUAUUUAUAUCACUGUACAGGAAAUUGUGGACACACACGCGUUGCUAAUCGAGUACCAAGACAUAUUAGCGUCUGAUCCGAACGACAGGCUAAAUAUAUUGCUGGACGACUUGGGAGAAGUGCCCUCUGUAGCUCAACUGGCGUCGCGAGAUGUGACAAUGCAGGUAGGAGAGGCGGAGGAAAACGCAAGGUUGGAAGUGUGUCUGGCGCUAGUCAACAAGUUCCAAGCUCCGGCCGACGAUAUGACGGAUCUAAACAAGCUAUUCAUAAAGACCAAAGAACUUUGUGUGGCGAUUAUUCCAUUUUUGAAUGGUGAGCAUCUAUUAGAAGCUCUAUGCAUAGGCACGACAAAAGAGCAGCAAGACCAAUACAGCGAGAAGGUUAAAAGACGGAUUUAUUCCGGCCAAGCGAAGCCCGACGAAGUCAUGACGUUGAGGGAACAUAUCGCGAAACUACGAAAAAACUUACAAUUACUCGAAGAAGAGGGCUAUGUAACUAGAGAGGAUGGUUACCAGGCUGUUGUCACAUCUAUAGCACUAGAUCUAUGCAAUAAGGGCAAGUACAGACAGGCGCAAAGAAGAGCCUUAUCGACACUGAUACGGACCAAACAGAGCUUGCAGGAGAAGACGAAGUAUUAUGAGGAGAAAUGUAAAUCGUACAACGAGUAUAUAAAGUCGUGCCUGGACAAUUUGCAUACUGGAAAAAAAAGUGUUCAUGCUUGUCUAAGGCGAUCGGGGAAGGAUGUGCAAAAACUGAAAUCAAAACUAACAGUGAAAUACUCCGGCUCGAAGCUACUAGAAAGAGGCGUUUUGCUGGAAAUAGACGGACUCUCGAAUUCACAACUGAAAAACGUACAGUUUGAAAUUACACCUACGAAUACCAACGGCGUGUUCACAGUGAAGGGGAAGUUUAUGGGUGUCGAAAUGGAAUCUAUAGAAGUGGACAUACAGGAUCUACUGCAGAAACAGUAUGAGGGCUGCACCAUAAUGGACAUGUUUGGAAAAGCUAAAAUUAAUGUUAAUUUGCUAAUUUUCUUGUUGAACAGCAAGUUUUAUGGUAAAUGAUGUGGAAAAUAAUGUCAUUUGUAUUGUUCGUAAUGUUGUUUUCAAAAUUGAGUACUUACUUAAGUAGUAUACAGUACAAUCUGCCCAUGGUGUCGACAGAAAAGUCGCUUACUAUACUUCAUCAUAUUUAAGACCCAUGAAAUAUUAAACUAAUGAGAUUAUAUUGAUGUCGAAUAACUUUAAAAAGCUCUCUGAAUAAGCUAAUGCUCUCUAUAUUAUGAAUUGAAUAUUUUUUUUGUUGUAUGUUACAAUAAUUAUUUUUGUUUUAUUAAGCAUUUUAAGAUGUCACUCUUAUACUAAUGUCCACUAGACCCAAGGUACACAGGUUUAGAAAGUCAGCAUACAAUGUAAGCAAUAUUUGCAAACAAGCAACAAGUUGAUAUCGCGUUCAAAAUUCCGAAUAGAAAGCUAGUCUGUUAACAAUGAUGAAUGCCAAGAAUACGUAUUCUCACAUUAUUAUACAUCACCUAUAUUAAGUACAAAAUAAGUAUUUUUGACCAAAUAUUUUAAAAUUAUUAGCUUAGGAUUAUACCCAUAAGUAUGUUAUUAAUGUAUUAUUUAAGUUAUAUUUAACUAUGUUUUGAAUGUUAAUUAUUAUAUUUUGUAUGUUCCAAUUUCACUAACGUGUAGGUAUAAUGUGAGAAGUCUUGUUAAAAUAUCAUGACUUCUCAUGUGAAAAAUGAGAGAGAGAAAUCGUACCUGGACGCAAUUAUCAACAAUUUAACUAUAAUAGACGUUCGUGAAAUUGGCAUUUUAAAUCGCAGCUCAGACGACAGACUAUCCGUGAUGCACUUUUUAGUCCGUAACCUAUCCAGUAACACACACGUCUGCGCUGGGCGUCGUGUGCGUUACUGCAUAAAAUUGCAUAGGUUCUAUUUCCACGGACU